AUGGCAACUUGGCAAAGUAACCCUGGUGCCUACUACCAUUACGGACGCGAAGAUUACUGUGAUUUGAUUCAUCCAUCGGGAGGAUCGUGGGCUUAUUCGGGAGUACCACCUGCAACGUAUCUCAGCGCACCGGCUUAUCAAACGAUUUAUUCAGAUUUGUCACGGCCCACUUUUGUCACAUACGACUGCGACGUGCCGGCACCGCAGCCUGCGAUCAAAAACCGAGAUCUCGAGCAAAGAAUAUCGGGUUUCGGCACAACAACGCUACGGCAAACAUUCGUCAGGAAAGUUUAUCUGAUUCUCACGCUGCAAUUGCUGGUGAUAUUCGCGACAGCGGCUUCUUUCGCGCACAUCGUAGAUGUAAACGUUUUCGCCCGACGCCACGUGAGCCUGGCCUACGUUUGUGCAUCGACGACCUUACUCCUGGCCAUUAUCAUAUCCUGUUGCCCGAGGAUCCGAAGAAUGGCCCCGCUGAAUUACGUUUUUUUGACAGUGUUUACCAUUGCCGAGUCGCUUAUCGCCGGUUUCAUCGCUAGCGCCGAUUACGAGAGCCACGUUUUGGUCACAGUGGGCGUGACGGGGGCGAUCUGUAUUACUCUGACGCUCUUUUCGCUCCAAACGAGACUGGAAUUCCUUGGUUUCGGCAUCUACUUUUUCAUCUCGGGACUAGCGUUAAUGAUUUUUGGAAUCGCCCAGCUGGUCUGCAAUCACCAUUAUCAUCCAAUUUGGUUUCACUGUACAUCCGGGGCUCUGCUGUUUUCGUUUUAUUUGAUAUACGACACGCAAUUGAUGCUCAGCGGCGAUCACGUGUACGCUACUCUGUCGCCCGGAGAUUACGUGUUUGCUGCUCUCAACCUGCACUUGGACUUUGUUAACGUUUUCCUUUAUCUUUUCAAUAUUAUGAGAUUACCGUGCAGAAGUUGA
Molecule: messenger RNA, 924 nt
Organism: Copidosoma floridanum
Lineage: Eukaryota; Metazoa; Arthropoda; Insecta; Hymenoptera; Encyrtidae
Product: protein lifeguard 1-like
Cellular component (GO): membrane
Source: RefSeq, a predicted model, not a curated record